CUAUGAUGAUGCCGCUACCAUCUGUGCUCGUCCUAGCCCUCGAAGCCACAAAAUGCUGGUGUCCUUCAGCGCCUGCUUCAGUACACGAGGGAAGGUGGCACAACAAUUUGUUGCCUCAAUUUUAGCGGUGCCAUCCACAACGCCAGGGUGAAGUCAUUUUUUGCCACUUGGGGUCUUCCUUGGGAUCUAGGGUCAUAUUUCCGGAUGACUGCACACCUGAACCAUGCUGCAACUGGGGUGUCGCUGGAGGGGUCUGCCGGAAUCGUACAGUCUCAAGUCGAUGACGUUGCAGUGCGUUGCUAGGAGCAACAUAAUUUACACGCCAUCACCGACUUCGCGUAUCGAGUCCCACACAUUUGGACCCAGCGAAGUCCCGGUCGACGUUAAUGAGUGCCCUUGCGCGUACGGUCCCGUGGGACGAGGCUGGUUAGGCUACGUUGGAGACGUUAAUAACGAAGACGGCAGCACGCGAGUCAUUAUAGCCAUGACUCGCUGCUUGCCGCAGAGCGCGGUGGUACCAGACAGAAGCAACAGAACGCAGGCCGGUGAUACUGAUUAUAUCACUGGCCACAGGACGGGUCGUGCAGGGGACGGGCGGGGGAGCCCACACCUGGUAUUCCGGGAGCAACGACAAGAAUCUUCAUCAUCUACACCUCCACCACCACCACAGCAGAAGAAAUGCAGACGCAACCCACCUCACGCCCGCGAGGAUGAGGUGGAAGCUAGGACUGCCAAACGAGCUGAAAUGUCAAGAGAAAAGUCCAAGCAAGCAGAAGUGCUCAAGGAACAGGGCAAUGCUUGUUUUCGACAAGGAAAAUAUGAAGAGGCUAUCGAGUACUACCAGAAAGCUAUCAGUGUUCACGGACCACGACCCACGUAUUACAUUAACAUCGCUGCAGCAUGUCUAGAGCUUGAAUUGUAUCUACAGGCCGAGGAAGCUUGUGAUUCGGCCCUGGAGUAUGAUCCCAGAUCCAUAAAAGCUCGCUACUGUCGAGGCAUCGCACAUCGUAACAUGUUCGCAUUCAAGCUGGCCAUAGAAGGCGGGUACAAAACGAAUUUUUUUCAAUUGAAUCGGAUCAUCAACAUUUUUAAUGUUCUCAAAGCUUUUUAG
Guyanagaster necrorhizus is the source of this 1111-nucleotide messenger RNA. Its product is annotated as TPR-like protein. The record is from RefSeq and is a predicted model, not a curated record. The coding region runs from base 224 to 1111 and encodes 295 amino acids. Gene Ontology annotation, cellular component: protein folding chaperone complex. Gene Ontology annotation, molecular function: protein binding. NCBI's taxonomy places the organism in Eukaryota, Fungi, Basidiomycota, Agaricomycetes, Agaricales, Physalacriaceae. The transcript is spliced from 4 exons.